UUCGUCUGUUUUGCUUCUUCAGAGUCGGCAUUCAGAAUCAGCCAAAAACCUUCCAAUCCCACUAUUGUGGUGCUUGGAGUAAACAGCAGCCAAGUCACACUUGUGUGGCGGUAUACUGAUGCACCAGGUCAGUAUUUCGUUCAGUUUUGGAGACAGAAAACUGGUGAAAAAAUUACACAAAUAUCAACAAGCAAGAAUGGGAAUGCGUUCGACCCGAGCGACACAGAAGAAUUCGUUGCUCGGCUUCCUGCUACACUAAUACUUAAGAGCGUGAAAGCAAGUGAGAAUUAUACCUACAGUCUUUUUUUGCUGGAUUCUAAUGCCAUAACGAAGGACACACACGCAGUUUCUAUCAAAGUGGUUGGUAAGUGAAGCUGUUUAAUGAGAUUCUUUGAUACACUUUGUCUUGUAGUUACUUCGUACGUCAAUAACUUAAUUGUGUUUUAUGGUAACGUACCAAACUUUAUAUAUAAGCCUCUCUCUCUUUGCGUGAAAUCAUUUUAAUUCGAACUUUUUUCGCAGGGAAUGAUAAGCUUAUUUUAUAAAUGCAAAAUCAUUGUACCAUCUAUAACGACACGGUUUCAACGCAAUUGUACUUUCAGUGUUUCAAACGGCUUGUUACCUUUUAGCCGCGAUUGACGUAGUUAUUCUUUCAUGAGACACUAGGAAUGACUGAAAUUCCUGUGAAUUGAUUGUUAUGUUUAAUUUUGUUUUUUCUUUUUUUGCUGCUUGAAGUUGUAUUUCUGUGAUGAAGACUGGAAGUUAAGCUCACGCUUGGGUUAUGUUAAUGCGAAUUGUGCAACCAAUAUACAUGUAAAGUGUACAUGCACGAUUUUGUUCUUGCUUUUGCAACAAUAUUCAUGAGGAAAAAAUUUCUUGAAAACCAUUCGGUGUGAUUUUGUUGUAUUAUGUUCACUAAGGUAUUCUGAUCCACACUUUCGAUAGAGUCAUUGCUAAAUAUUAACAGCCAAUCGGCCUGUAUUGUCAUUACUCCCAUAUAUGUCAGUUUUGCAUGAGUCAUCUCGCGUUGAAUAUUUAUAUCUGAAUGGCUCAUUUACUGCUUACAACAUUCAAGUAGUUAUCGACUUGUAAGGUCAUAGAAAAUCACAAGCACUAAACGAUCUUUUAUCAUUUUUCAUUGCUCGCUUGAAGGUACGCAACCGUUGACUCGGAAAAUUUGAAUGUCUUUUGUUUAUUGAAAUUUGCGUUAAUAGCAGGCUGUGUUUUCCUCAUGAUGUAGUAAGUUGAUUUAUUCACAUGAUGUUUAACCCAUCGUAACUCCCACAGUCCUACUCAGGGUGCUGCGUGAAACGUUUGAAUUAAUGAUUGCUUGGAAGGACAUGCAUAUCUACUGACAGUAGUCAGAGCUUUUACUAAGGGAUUGUUCAUGGGGUUUUAGUGAACUGAAUUUUCAAAGAAACUUCCUAACCCCAGGGAGAGAAUGCCAUUGGGUUGUUGGAUUAGCCCCAGUAUUUUUCAGGUUUCUCUUGACUGGUACUUAUUUACACUCUUGGGUGGAGAGAGGCACUGCAAGGGUAAAUUGUCUUGUUUAAGUUUACAGUACAUUGACCCAUCAAGGGCUUGAUUACAGACUUUCUGUUCCAUGCAUCUCUCACUUAACAACAUAAUAUGUGUAUGCAGGUAUCAGUUGAAUAAAUGUUAGCAUUACUAAUAAUAUUAUUUACAAGAAUUCUCCUCAGUAGUUAUUAGAUGGCUGAACUCUUGUCUCCCCAUUUUUAUUUACACCAUUCUCUUGAUGAUGGCACUGCCUUUGAUAUGGCAGUUUCUCAGAAAUGUAUGUAACAUUUUAUACCAUGUAAUAAUCGUGAUAAUUUCACACAAUCUAAAUGCAUAUCUUAAAUUGUUAUUCCCAGUACCUCCAGAAAUAACUAUCCCACCAGAACCAAGGCCUUUACUUACCAUUGGAAAAAACUACACUCUGACCUGCAAUGCAUCUGGUGACCCUUUGCCAAAGAUUACAUGGACAAAAAGAUGGAAUCCCAGCUGAAGAGUUUAAUGUGACAGGUUACAAGCUUCAUUUGACUGAUGUGAAGUUGAAGGAUGUGGGAUCAUACCGAUGUACAGCUAGUAAUGGAUAUGGAGUCGAUGCCUCUAAUGUCAGUAUAGCUGGCGUAAAAUGUAAGUUGUCUGUCCUGUAUAUUCAAAGCUGAUCUUCUGAUUACAGCAUGUCAACAAUCACCAGUUAUAUAGUAAAUGUGGUAUAUAUUUGGCUUUGUUUCAUGAUAAAAUGGACUUUUCUACACUGUAUUUUGAAAACUAUUGCUUUCAAUCUCAAGUGGAAACAAAGCUAAGAUGAAAUAGGAUCACCUGCUAGCAGCUUUUUACUUUGAAAAGGUUUUUGAGUACAAGUCUUCCAGAGAUCAUGACAACUUGAUGGUUUAUCAUUUUCCUAAAAUAUAAAAGUACCCUUUUCCCCAUGCAUUUCAAGAUCUGAACUGAACUUUUGGAUGAUGAAAGAUUAGUUAUUUGACUUAAUUUAAUUUGAUUGAAAAAAUGAAGUAGGAAAAAAUAGUCCUGCUUAGAUAUAGUUUUGGAGUAACCUUAAAUUAUUGCUUAUUUUCUCUCUUUUUUCAUAUACCAAAGGUAAUGAGUGUGAAAUUAAGACUGUUGGAAUAACAUUAGAGAGUGAAACUUGGAAGUCAGCUUUGAAUAACAUGUAUGUGUACCAAUACACAGAGUCAAUUUUUGAGUUCAAAACAUUGCAGGCAAAUUUGUUAUCAGAAGUAAGUAUUUUCAUUUUUUUUUUUUUUUUUUUGCUUUUCUUUAGAGGAAAAUUUAAUUUGAAUUUUACUAUUAUCCAAUGUACAUUUUAUUCAGUGAAGAGUUUUAUUUACUUGAUUUAUGAUUCUGAACCAGGAAGAUAAGAUUUUAUAGUAUACAAUGCAGCCUUGAAUUUAUUCCUUAAAUUUAGUCUGGGAGAGUGGAUUGGUCAAAUUUAGUGGUGGAUGAAUGUUUUUUUUUUCAGCACCAACAAUGGUGCAUUUACACAUACAUGUAUCUGUAUUAGAAAUAUGAUGAUGUAAAUUUUCUGUGAAGCAAACCAAAAAUUGCUCUUUCAGGCACACAGACGAAUGAAAUUUUGUGUUCUGCAUGCACUUUACAUGUAUAUAUUUUUGAAUAGCACAUUUUGACAUUUUUGAUCCUUGUAAAAUAACAUAACUCUCUUCCUUGUGUUUAAGAUAUCUAAGGUUUACACCAAAAGUCCUGUAAAAGAAUUGUACAC
This is a messenger RNA of Pocillopora meandrina, 3244 nucleotides long. Lineage: Eukaryota; Metazoa; Cnidaria; Anthozoa; Scleractinia; Pocilloporidae. The record is from the annotation of a GenBank genome assembly.